AUGGUCACCGGCCAGCUUGUAUUCCAGUCUGUAAACAUGGUUUCAUCCACCCUCAUCUUGAGUGUCAGUACACUGCUGCUCGCCAAGAGUGCUGCUUCAGCCGUGAUUCAGAAGCGUGACUGUGGCUUCGUGUGGCCCGCAUCAGCUGGCGACACUUGCAAGUCUCUAGCCAGUGAUUGGGAUAUCACAGAGACUGAAUUCAUCCGAUGGAACAAUGGUGUGAAGUGCGACGCACUCGUGACCGGCCAGAACUAUUGUCUUCUUUGGGAUGGCCCUGAACCAACUGCAAGUGCUACAACAUCCAAAUCUUCGGUGGUCUCUUCUUCCACGGUGCCUGCUUCAUCUGCCAGUAAAUCUGCAACGCCGACCACUACGACCGCUCCUAGCGGCCCUUCUCCCACCCAGAAUGGAAUUGCCAGUGACUGCAAGUCAUUCUACAAGGUCUCUUCUGGCGAUUCUUGCGGUUCCAUCGUAUCCAAGUACGGCACAUUCAGUUUGACAGACUUCUACAAGUGGAACCCCGCCGUUGGAAACCAGUGCGCCGGGCUCUGGCUAGACUACUACGUGUGUGUCGGUGUAACAGGCACACCUACCACCAAGCCAACCACCACCGCAGCCCCAGUCCCAACCUCCAACGCCCCCGGCCCUAUUCAAGAAGGUAUUGCGUCCGACUGCCAGCGCUACCACGAGAUUGUCUCUGGUGACCAAUGCGCCGCCAUUGUGUCCAAAUACAAGACCUUCACGCUCCAGGACUUCUACAAAUGGAACCCUGCAGUUGGCAGCAACUGUCAGUCACUUUGGUUGAGCUACUACGUGUGCAUCGGAGUGAAGGGUACGCCCACACAGCCCGUUACUACGACUGCCCCUCAGCCAACCAGCAACGUCCCUUCGCCAACCCAGCCUAAUGUCAACAAGAGCUGCAAGAAGUGGUACAAGGCCGUCUCUGGUGACUACUGCGCUAAGAUCGCUACGCAGUUCAACAUCUCGCUUACGAAGUUCUACGGGUUGAACCCAGAUGUGGGCAGCAACUGUGGUAGCCUGUGGCUGGAUUACUAUGUUUGCGUUGCUAACUAG
Messenger RNA from Alternaria atra, 1074 nucleotides. RefSeq lists its product as uncharacterized. Lineage: Eukaryota; Fungi; Ascomycota; Dothideomycetes; Pleosporales; Pleosporaceae. The coding region runs from base 1 to 1074 and encodes 357 amino acids. The transcript has 4 exons. The record is from RefSeq and is a predicted model, not a curated record.